Patella vulgata (common limpet) is the source of this 2860-nucleotide messenger RNA. Its product is annotated as cysteine-rich venom protein Mr30. Gene Ontology annotation, biological process: heterophilic cell-cell adhesion; establishment or maintenance of epithelial cell apical/basal polarity. The record is from RefSeq and is a predicted model, not a curated record. NCBI's taxonomy places the organism in Eukaryota, Metazoa, Mollusca, Gastropoda, Patellidae. Gene Ontology annotation, cellular component: protein-containing complex; plasma membrane. The transcript has 26 exons. Bases 119 to 2743 code for a protein of 874 amino acids.
CACAAAUACGUGACGCCAAGUGGUCGAAGCAUCCCACAUAAUAUAUAAAUACAUCUCUGCCGAAUUUAUAGUAUAUUACAGUUCGGGUGGUGAGAGAUUGGCCAUCAUCAGCAUCAACAUGACUUUCUUCAUGUCUUUGAGUCUAUUAUUCGUUGCGUCGGUGAUCUUAGACAAUAAUCUUUCGGUUGCUGAAACAGGAAGGGUUUCCUUGCAUCGUUAUCGUCGAGCAGCAUGUGAUCCUAAAUAUUCGGAAAUCAACCCCCAACAUUCUAUGUGUCUUGAUGACGUUGGUACGCCGGUAACAUUAACCCAAGCUGAGAAACAGUCUAUUGUUGAUAUGCACAACAAUCUUCGAGAACUUCAAGAUUUACCUCAAGCUACCAAUAUGCAGAAAAUAGUUUGGGAUGAAGACAUAGCCAAGGUUGCAUCCAAAUGGGUUAAUCAAUGUGGCAGUGGUGCCACAGCUCACGAAGACAGCUCGGAUAAAAGAGAAGUGCCAUCUCUACCAGGUGUGCAUAUAGGACAGAACGCUGCCAACGGUUAUGCCACAUUUGAAGAUGCUGUACAAGGCUGGUAUGAUGAAGUAAAAGAUUUCUCGUAUGGGCAAACUAUGGAAAUUGGUCUAAUUGGACAUUUUACGCAGAUUGUCAAUGCUAAUGUAGCAAGAAUAGGCUGUGGUAAAGCUAUGUGUAAUGGUACACCCCAUUACGUAUGUGACUAUGCAAAAGCACAAAUGUUCGAUGAAUUGUCAAAACCCUACGAAACGGGAAGUAUAGCUGCUCAGUGCCCGAAUAACGUCGACAGUAGUGGUAAACUGUGUGAUUGUGGUGGAAAAAUUUGUUUAAAUGGUGGAACUAUAGACCUGGCUACCUGUACAUGUGCAUGUUUAACUCUUUAUAAGGGCAGUGACUGUUCUGAACUGAAUUGUCCCGCUAAUGAUGGUCAAUUUUGUAACAAUGGCUAUGAAAAGGCACAUUGUGGUAUAUACAGCAAUGUCCCCACUGAGUGUCCCUACAUGUGUGACAUAUGCCAGGCUGGAAGUAGCUGUAAUUUGAAUUGUCAAAAUGGCGGUAUUUUGGACUCUGUUAACUGUCGAUGUACUUGUGUUGGAGACUAUUCUGGUGAUCAGUGUGAAACUGCCCCUCUGUGUACUCUAACAUGUGAUGUAAAUGGUGAUUUAAUAUCAAGUGGUACAGAAUGUAGAUGUCAAUGUAGAAAUGGUUAUACAGGAACAAACUGUCAAACACCCCCUCCAUGUACUCUAACAUGUGAUGUAAAUGGUGAUUUAAUAUCAAGUGGUACAGAAUGUAGAUGUCAAUGUAGAAAUGGUUAUACGGGAACAAACUGUCAAACACCCCCUCCAUGUACUCUAUCAUGUGAUGUAAAUGGGGAUUUAAUAUCAAGUGGUACAGAAUGUAGAUGUCAAUGUAGAAAUGGUUAUACAGGAACAAACUGUCAAACACCCCCUCCAUGUACUCUAUCAUGUGAUGUAAAUGGUGAUUUAAUAUCAAGUGGUACAGAAUGUAGAUGUCAAUGUAGAAAUGGUUAUACAGGAACAAACUGUCAAACACCGCCUCCCUGUACUUUAUCGUGUGGUGACAAUGGAGAUUUAAUAUCAACAAAUACUGAAUGUAGGUGCCAAUGUAGAAAUGGAUACACGGGAACAACUUGUCUAUUAGCACCUCCAUGUGACCUUAAUUGUGAAAGUAAUGGUGAUUUAAUUCAGUCUAAUUCCGGGUGUACGUGCCAAUGUAGGAAUAACUAUGUUGGAGCCAGAUGUGAAAUUGCGCCAACAUUAGAAUGCAGACGUACGUGUAAAAAUGAUGGUGUAUUAAAUAGUGUGGCCUGUACCUGUUCCUGUCCUGCUGGUUACUCCGGUUUAAGUUGUGAAGUCGCUCCACCCAAUACUUGUGGAUUUUCAUGCGCUAAUGGUGGCAAGCUAAGAUCAACUGAAUGUCAAUGUGACUGUCCCGACAGAUAUACUGGUUUCAGUUGCGGUGUCGACCUGUGUAGCACAAGAGAUCACCCAUGGUGUACGUAUAUAAAUAUUGGUCAACCAUCAACAUGUAAUGACGGCCUGAAGCGUUUCUGUCCUACAAAAUGUGGAUUGUGUGGCGAACAACAAGGUUGUGCCAUUACUGCCUGUCCAACGGGUGAAUAUUUUCAUCGAGAGAAGUGUACCUGCAUUCCCCUGAAAGUAAGCUGUGAACAAGACGAUAAUGCAGUUUGUGAGAUAUUUUUUCGUGGAGGCUUAUUCCCAAUAGAGUUCUGUUUUGGUGAAAUGGGUUCAUCAGUAUGUCCAAAAUCAUGUGGAUUUUGUGGUGCUCCGGCGUGCACUAAAAUAUGUAAAAAUGGAGGUAAAUUAAAUUUUAAUGAGUGUUCAUGUGAGUGUCCGUUACCAUAUGUAGGAAUAGAAUGUCAAACAGAUAUGUGUUCAAGGCCAGCUGUUAUGGCUUGUGGCAGCCUCACGGCAAACCUUUCACCCUCAGCCUGUCCAGAAUUUCUACAACCAAAAUGUCCCCAUCAUUGCGGUAUUUGCCCUGCACCUUGUUCCGGCACAAUAUGUCUACCUGGUGAGAUGUUGAUAGAAACUGACUGUUCCUGUAAAAAUAUGGCCGCUGACUGUAGUACUGGUGAUCAUAUUCUAUGUCAGUUUUACGUAACUCAUUCUGAUGUCACACAACAAUGUCUUGAUUUACCAAGUGGAAUAAUAUGUGCAACAAAAUGUGGAUAUUGUGGAUAAACCGUUGACAACUCAGUGAUUAAAUACUCUCUGUAAAGUCGAAAUAAUAUUAUUAAAGAAAUUAUUUGAUAUGAAAAUAAGCUUUUCUUACCGACGAUUGUAAAUAAACGAAUAUAU